AUGGCACCCAAGGCACUUGUUCCUUUGCUUGUCACCAUGAUGCUUGUGACAGGCGUCUGCAAUACUCUUCUCACCAAAUAUCAGGAUAACAUCUGCGUGAGGGACUGCGACGAUCCGAACCCCAAGGAACACAAGAUGUUCUCGCAACCUGUCAUCCAAACGGUACAGAUGUUUAUCGGCGAAAUGGGCUCCUGGCUCUUCGUGGGCGGGUUCGCCCUCUACAAGCGAUACAUCGUCCGAACGACCUCCGCAGAAGAGAAUGGCUACCAGGCAGUCGAUACCUACGAGAACGGAGCUGCGGAUACCAACGAUGCGGACAGCAUACGGUCCAGCACGCCGAUCAACCCAGCGGUUAAAGUGCUGGUUCUCAAUUCCGAGGAGAGGUUACCGCUGAAAGGGUGGAAGGUCUCUUUAUUGAGUCUUCCCGCGAUUUGUGACAUCUGCGGGACGACGUUAAUGAAUGUGGGCUUGUUAUUCGUGGUCGCAUCGAUAUACCAGAUGACAAGAGGAGCACUUGUGUUGUUCGUUGGCCUCUUUAGUGUCAUAUUCCUCCGAAGGACUUUACAUCUCUUCCAAUGGUUUGCAUUAGUUACCGUCGUCCUCGGAGUUGGGAUCGUGGGGUUGGCGGGCGCUAUCUAUAAGGAUCCAAAGGCCACUCCGUCAGCGCUCAUACUCGCCAGAGAAGCCUUCGUUGUACUUGCCGCGGAGGCGAGAACUCCCGAGGCUCUGCGAGCUAUUAUUGGAGUCUUCUUGAUCGCUGGUGCCCAAAUUUUUACUGCUUCACAAUUCGUUCUCGAGGAAUAUAUUCUAGAGAAGUAUGCGUUGGAGCCUCUCAAGGUUGUCGGAUGGGAAGGACUCUUCGGGUUCUCGGUGACUGUUCUUGGAAUGGUUAUCAUGCACUUGGCUGUUGGAAGAACUGAUGCUGGCCAAUACGGUUAUUUUGAUCUUGUUGAAGCGUGGAGGGAAAUCAUCGAAUACAGGGCCAUCGGAGUAUCGAGCAUCUUGAUCAUGAUUAGUAUUGGUGGAUUCAACUUCUUUGGACUCUCGGUCACAAGAAAUGUCAGCGCAACAGCGCGAUCAACAAUCGAUACCUGCAGAACUCUUUUCAUUUGGAUCGUAUCCCUUUUCCUGGGAUGGGAGAGCUUCAAAUGGUUACAAGUCCUCGGAUUUGCGCUCUUGGUUUACGGUACCUUUCUUUUCAAUGGGCUGGUCCGGCCGCCGCUGAACCGCUGCAUUGUGCGUGACGUUGAAGAAUUGCUACCAGAAGAGCCAAUAGAGCACCAGUAG
Messenger RNA from Hyaloscypha bicolor E, 1287 nucleotides. Its product is annotated as integral membrane protein-like protein. Gene Ontology annotation, molecular function: pyrimidine nucleotide-sugar transmembrane transporter activity. Lineage: Eukaryota; Fungi; Ascomycota; Leotiomycetes; Helotiales; Hyaloscyphaceae. Bases 1 to 1287 code for a protein of 428 amino acids. The record is from RefSeq and is a predicted model, not a curated record. Gene Ontology annotation, cellular component: intracellular membrane-bounded organelle; Golgi membrane. The transcript is spliced from 3 exons. Gene Ontology annotation, biological process: pyrimidine nucleotide-sugar transmembrane transport.